Molecule: messenger RNA, 2004 nt
Organism: Nematolebias whitei (Rio pearlfish)
Lineage: Eukaryota; Metazoa; Chordata; Actinopteri; Cyprinodontiformes; Rivulidae
Product: proprotein convertase subtilisin/kexin type 6-like
Exons: 18
Coding region: 1-2004 (667 amino acids)
Biological process (GO): peptide hormone processing
Cellular component (GO): trans-Golgi network; Golgi membrane
Molecular function (GO): serine-type endopeptidase activity
Source: RefSeq, a predicted model, not a curated record
AUGUUCAGGCUUGUGCUGCUGUGGUGCUGCCUGCUGCAGAGCAAACAUGAGACCACAGAGGGGCAUCGUGGGACCAACCGCCAUCUCUUCUACGUUGUUCGUAUGGACGGAGGCACCCGGGCUGUCAAAGCUCUGGCUGAGCAGCACGGACUGGAGUUCAUACAACGGGUUGGAAGCCUGGAGGGUCUGUACACCCUGAGAGACAGCAGGGGGCGCCCUGACAGAGCCACCUUUGAGGAUGGACUUGUGACUGCAGUGGGGAGUGAGAUAGAUGGAGCUCUACCGGUCCCCCCGGUCCUCUCCUCUGAGCCCUCUCAGGCCGGACAAGUUGUCAUCUUCCCAGCUCCGAGCUCCGCCGGUCACCAUGGAAGAUCCUCCAUGCUGCCAGCCCGCGGGAGCAUGCGAGGCCGGGGCUCGGGCGGGCCUCGGACUCACAGACUGGACUACUGCAAUGCACUCCUCAUUGGGAUUCCUGGCAAGAACAUACAGAAACUACAGUAUGUCCGGAACAUCGCUGCCAGGGUCCUGAUGAGAAUGCGUUCCCAGAGGACAGAGUCUACAGCUGACGGCCCACCUGAGGAGAGGAGGAGUGACCAGCCCCUCACCUUCAAUGACCCACUCUGGCCUAUGCAGUGGGAACUGUUUUCACAGGGCGAGCGUAACCCCAGUGGGUUGGACCUGAAUGUGAUGCCAGUUUGGAGGAACAACAUUACUGGUCGUGGUGUGGUGGUCAGCAUCAUCGAUGAUGGUGUUGAUUACACAAACAAGGACCUAAAGAAAAACUUUGAGGCUCUCGCCAGUUUUGACCUGCGUGCCUCACAUGGUCUGUCUCAUGAUCCCACGCCUGUCAGAGACGAGAACAGUCAUGGUACACAUUGUGCAGGGGAAGUCGCUAUGGAGGCCAACAACUCUUACUGUGGUGUGGGCAUCGCCUUCAAUGCCAGAAUUGGAGGUAUCCGCCUGCUGGAUGGUAACAUCACUGAUGCCAUGGAGGCCACAGCCCUGACCUACAACAUGCACUUCAUCCACAUCUACGUGUGCAGUUGGGGCCCGCGAGACAACGGGGCAGAAAUGGACGGACCACACACCCUGACAGCCCAAGCCCUACAGCUAGGAGCUCAAAAGAGGGGUGAUGUGGUGGUGCUGAUGAUAGAGGUGGGGGAGUGCACACAACAGAAGCACACUGCUGCCGCUAAUAUUUCGAGGCUGACAUGGAGGGAUGUUCAGCAUCUGAUUGCCAAGACAGCAAUAAUUCCAAACCCUGAAGAGCCCGGCUGGAUCAUCAACGCUGCAGGAUACCAUGUGCACCAUAGGUACGGCUUUGGAUUGUUGGAUGCUGCGUUGAUGGUGCAGCAGGCAGCUCUAUUCCACAGUGUUGCUCCACAGAGGACGUGCACACAGGAGGUCUCAUUUCACUCUGCCAGAUUUGUUCCUCCUGGAGACCAAGUGAGGAUCAUGAUCCAGUCGGAGGGCUGCAGCGGGACGUCUGAUGAGGUCACCACUCUGGAGCAUGUGCAGGUGAGAGUGAGUAUUAACGCAGUGUGUCGCGGUGACCUCUCCAUAAGUCUGGAGUCUCCAGGUGGCACGGUGUCUUUGCUGUUGGACACACGACCCAAUGAUGCCUCCGCUGCGGGCCUGAAGAAUUGGACCCUGAUGACGGUGCACUGCUGGGGGGAGCAGCCUCGAGGCCUGUGGAUCCUCAAGGUGACUGACCACAUGGGCACAGUGAGGAGCUGCGCACGGCCGAGGGAAGAGGCGGCUGCCGGAGCUGUGCUCGGAGCUACGCUCAUCCUCUACGGCACCCACCACCCAAACAAGCCCACCGUCGAGAUGUCCCUGCACAGCCUUGUGUACAUGGGGUCACAUCACCCCAUCCCUCACAGCGGGUUGGACCGUAGGAACGCCUCCCCUCCUCUGGAUCUGCUUCAGUGGGUCUACCAAAUGGAAAGAGACAGGAAGGUGCAGGCUGCUGACAUCACUCUCCCUGCCAAAGCCCAGGUGUGA